AUGGCGGACUCCAAACCCACGCCGCCCGAGGCGGCCGCAACCUCGAACACUGCCCCCUCAACGUCUACCACGGCCACGACCACGAACACGACCGCCGCCGCCGCCUCGGCCGCUGAGGGCUACAAAGCCGCGAAACCGAACCCCGUAUGGCAGAUGAUGGGCCUCCGCGGGCCCCCGAAGCGCCUCCCCUCGCGCAACUGGAUGAUCUUCCUCUCCCUGACGGGCGCCUUCUCCGCCGCCGUCAUCUACGACAAGCGCGAGAAGAACCGCGCCACCGCCCGCUGGGCCCGCGCCGUCGCGCCCCUCGCCCGGGAGACCCUCGCCAGCCCCUCCGAGAUGCCGCGCAAGCUCACCAUCCUCCUCGAGGCGCCCCCCGGCGACGGCCUGCGCGUCGCCCAGGACCACUUCCUCGAGUACGUCAAGCCCGUCCUCGCCGCCUCCGGCCUCGACUGGGACUUCGUCCAGGGCCGCCAGCAGGGCGACGUCCGCGCCGCCGUCGCCGAGAAGAUCCGCCGCCGCCGCUCCCGCGAAGAGCGGCCCGACCAGGAGCUGCUGCCCACCGAGGAGAACGUCCGCGACGCCGUGCGCCGGAAGAACGGCGUCCCCGAGUACGGCGGCCCCGCCGGUGACAUCGUCAUCGGCCGCCACACCUGGAAGGAGUACGUCCGCGGCCUGCACGAGGGCUGGCUCGGCCCCCUCGACCCGCCGCCCAAGCCCGAGGCCGAGGCCGCCGCGACAACGACGACGCCGCCUCCGCCGCUGCAGCAGCCGGCAGCACCGAAGAGGGAGAAAAAAAAGGACGACGACGAACCCCCCAAGGAGGAAGAAAAGAAGCCCGACCGCCCGCCCCAGCCGGUCCCCCACAACACCCCCCUCGACUACGCGGCCUCCCACCUGCCCCCGCACAUCCCCGACGAGUUCUCCCCGUCGGACGCCAUCCCCUUCCCGCACCUCCUCGGCUUCGCCGGCACCUUCACCCGCCUGCAGCGCUACCUCACCCGCCGCCGCCUCGCCGACGACAUCGGCCGCCAGGUCGCCGCCGCGUGCUUCGCCGCCUCGCGCGAGUGGCGCGGCGACGACGAGGACGAGCUGCAGCGCGCCCUCGAGCACGAGGAGGCCAACUGGGUCAAGAGCGUGUGGAGGGAGGCCGCCGAGGCGCCCGAGUCCGCCGACGAGGCGGAGCGCGCCAAGGAGCGCAUCUGGACGAGCCCCGUCGUCGUCGACCCGCGCAUCGCAGGCCGCAUGCGCCGCUUCGAGAUCCGCCCGGAGGACGAGGAGCGCGCGCGCCAGAUCGUCGUGCCCGAGGAGGAGAUUGAGGGCUGGAUCAAGGGCAGCCUGCGGUCGCUGGGCCGCUGGGCCCGGGACGCCGUCAGUGGCGGCCGGCCCAAGGGCCCCAACGUCGGCGACAGUGACGACGAGUGA
This is a messenger RNA of Colletotrichum graminicola M1.001, 1422 nucleotides long. RefSeq lists its product as uncharacterized. The transcript is spliced from 3 exons. Bases 1 to 1422 code for a protein of 473 amino acids. NCBI's taxonomy places the organism in Eukaryota, Fungi, Ascomycota, Sordariomycetes, Glomerellales, Glomerellaceae. The record is from RefSeq and is a predicted model, not a curated record.